UGUUGGUUGUUUUGGAAACCAAUCCUAGCAGCCUUAGCCCUUAGCCUAGUUAGGCUAGUUGUAUUCGGGUUCUGUUUGCGUGUAGUGUCUCGUACGGUGUUAUCGUUUGUGUACGAAUUAAUAAAUAGUGCUGUGCCUUUCCAGGAUAAAAUUGUGUUUCUAAUUGUAUAAUAAUAUUUAGUGAUUUGUGAAAUGUGAAUAAGUGUCGCAAAAUAGCUCUAAAUACCUUCUCUCUAAUGGGUUAAAUGCAUCGUGAUGUUGCAGUGUUAAAUUCACUUCUAUUAUAUGCAAUUAUUAUAUUGUGCCUUUAAUUGAUUAUGAGCGUGUGUGUUCAUUAGAAUAAGCCUGUAUUUGGAUAUAAUGGAAAACAACCCCCCCUCUGGACCAACUGAAAAGAACAGUGUCCGAGGAGGACUCUCCAACGGGCCGUCGUUCCGCCGACCGCCGGGUGCCAGACCUGUGUCAGCCACCGACGGCACUUCACCUCAUGCCAAUCACCUGCCCUUUCAGCAAGUUACCAUCACUGUGUACAAGGAUGAGAAGGGGUAUGGCAUGAAGGUGUCAGGCGACAACCCUGUUUACGUUCAAUCCGUUAAAGAAGGUGGUGCGGCGGAACGAGCUGGCCUCCAUAGUGGGGACAAAAUUAUCAAGGUGAACGGAGUGAAUGUAACUCAUUCGACGCACACUGAGGUGGUUGAACUUAUAAAAUCCGCGCCGCAAGUAGUGUUGACGGUACAGCAGCGUUGUGCCAGCCACGUAGCCAGAUCACCUACGGGAUCCAUCGCCUCCCCAGGCAUGGCCAGGUCACCGCUGCAACAUCACCACUCGGCACCCUCUAGAGAUCGCAUCACCGGGCCUCAGCCUGUUGACGGUGAGAAGAAACGACAAGUUGAGUACGAGCGGGUACACACGCUACAACUGAUGCUGGAGAAAGAGCAGAGGUUCGUGGACGGUCUGCGGAGCGAGCUGGCCAAGACCAACGACAUCAAGAAGCAAGAACAGCUGGCGGGGGCGGAGCGGAGGGUGCAGACGUUGCAACAGCAACUGCUCAAUCUGUCGUCGCACUACGAGCAAGAGCCACUUUCCCCUCGGCAUGCAGAUCCCGAUGUUCCUCCGCCUCUCCCGUCCCGCAACCCUGUUCCUCUCUCGUCCCCCCAGUCCCCUCCUCCCUUGCCUCCCAGGCAGUAUCUUCUGGUUCACUCCGAGUCUGUUUUGGGAACUGUCAACUCUAAUAUUGCCGGCCCCGCAGCACAAACUCCGACUCACCACAGGACAAAGUCCAACCCUGACACUAUGUCUGCUCAUAACCUCUCCUUAGCUGAAGCUGGAUCAGAUGGAGAGCUUAGUACAAUUUCGGUCGAUGAAAAUGACAAGAGUCCGUCCAAGAGGCUGAUAGCUUCGGAGUCCAUGUCCGAGCUCCACUUUGCCAAGAGGUCCAAGGGUGGUGUCGCAUGGGAUGUAGACUCCCCCCGUAUCACACCCCCCGGCACUCCUCCGCCCCCAUAUGGUGGGGCCGGCGCAGCCAGCCCUGUCACUGAGGACAGUGUCAGCCCAGCAUUGGAUGAGAAUGACACCACUAGAGGGGAGCCUCCUCCAGGAGAUAUAUCUCCCAACCCUGGACUCAGCCCUCAGCCUCCCAUCAUCUCCAUGGAGGAAGACGAGUCCGACCAGGAGAUGAGUCAGCUGGAGGACCAUGGACCAUUCAAGAGUCUCUCAAAACUGUGGAACAGCCAUGCUCAUCUGGCAGUGUUCAUGAACUACGUAAUCUCUAACAGCGAACCUUCCAGUCUGCUGUUCUACUUAGUGACAGAUCUGUACAAAGUUGGGAAUGCUAAAGAGAUGAAGAAGUGGGCUUAUGAGAUCCAUUCUAGCUUUUUAGUCCCUGGCGCGCCUCUUCGGCUUGCAAAUGUAGAUGAAAACAUCGCAAGAGAAGUGGACGAUGUUUUACAAAACGAGUCUGACAAGGAAGAGAUACUGCGAAAGGUGUUCUGGAAGGCACGUAACCGGGCGAAGGAAGAUCUGAAUGAACAGCUUGCGGACUUCCAGCAGAAGAGGACGGCAGGACUGGGCACACUGUUUGGACCUCCGGACUCCGUUCUGGACGAGAGCAUACAUGACAAGGGGAAGGAGAUCAAGAUCGUUGAAAGCAUCUUGCUACCCAAGCUCGAGCCUUUCCUAGAGGAGAUCGACAAGGAUGUAGUGGACGAUCGCAGGUUCACGACAGGAGCUGCGCUGGGAACUGUCAUGGGCAAAGUGUUUGGAGUACGCUCACAAUCCUUCUCCUCAAUGCUGGAUCGGUGUCCUACCUUUGUCUCAAAGGACAAGUCAUUGAAGGCCAAACUUCUUGGCAAAUCUAGAAAGGUGACUGCUCGUGGACAUCACUUUGUGGCACACCACUACUACACUGUGACGUACUGCAACCAUUGUCAGCUCAUCAUAUGGGGCAUCGGCCCACAAGGGUAUCAGUGUUCUGAUUGUGGGCUGAACAUCCACAGAGCCUGUGUAAAGGUUCUGGAUGAGAGCUGUCCUGGGCCGAUGGUCAAGAAGGAGAAAGGCAACGACCGCAUCAGUAAACUGAUGGAACGGAUCAUGCCUGAGCAGAGACGCAAGCCCAGCUCCCUCAACCUGGCACAUGCGGAGAGGGUUCGUAGGCAGCAGGAGGAAGCUGAGAACACCGACACAGAAUCUGGUGAAAGGACUGUGAGCGGGUCGCGUGUUGACCGAAGGCCAGACCCGGUGUCCGAGGAGAGGGCAGGGUCCAACACUCACCAUCCCCACCUGGCAGACCAUGACGACGACCCCGCCCACCACGAGCAGAGUCAUCAUGUGACCAAGACCAAGCCUUCAGCCACCUCCAUCAACCGCUCCGAGAGCUACAAAGACCGGAUACACCAGAAGAGACAACUGCGGGAACGACGGAAAACAAGUGAUCCGAACCUCUCGAAAUCAAACAAUGAUGUUGACGUGGAGAAUCAGGCGUUGUCCUAUCACUCUGGUAGCUCAUCAAACUCCAGUCUUUCUACGAGAAGCUUGGACAGCCCGAGCAACUCGCUGGAAGCUGUGAGUGGAGGGAGAGGGCCAGGGGGUGAAGUGACACCAUGGGACAGUGAUACAGAGGCGGACGUGGUCGACCCUCCUGACUGGAAAAACACUGUCCCAGAGGACAUUCUCAGGACCCUGACACCUCACGAGAUCAAGCGCCAGGAAGUUAUCAAUGAACUGUUCAUGACUGAGAGAUCUCAUGUGAGGGGACUCAAGGUGCUAGACAGAGUAUUCUACAGGCCUAUGAAGGAGCAGCAGGUCCUGCCCCAGGAACAGAUUCAGCUGUUGUUCAGCAACCUAGAGGAGAUGCUGGAAAUCCACUCCAGGUUCAACAACAGCAUGAAGGCCAAACGUAAAGAAGGUCCCGUCAUCGGCGAGAUUGGCGAUCUUCUGUAUAGUAUGUUUGAAGGCACAGACGGUGAGCACUUCCAAGAAGCAGCGGCUGUGUUUUGUAGAAAACAACAAAUUGCUCUUGAAGCUCUAAAGGAGAAACGGCGGAAAGACGCUAAGCUCAACAGUUUCCUGAGUGAUGCAGAGGGCAAUCCUGUGUGUCGAAGGUUACAACUGAAGGAUAUCAUACCUUCAGGAAUGUUUAGGUUAACCAAAUACCCGCUGCUACUGAAGAACCUAGAGAAGUAUACAACGGCUGGGACGGAGGAGGCAGUGAGAGUGACGAGGGCAGAGGAGAGGAGUCGAGAGAUCCUCAACUACGUCAACACUGCAGUGAAGGAGGCAGAGGACCAGUACAGAUUAGCGGAGAUACAACGAAGACUGGACAGAGCCUCCUUUGACAAGGUCGACCACGCCAUGGCACACGAGUUCAGAAAUCUAGACCUGACGAGACAUAGGCUAAUACACGAAGGCCCCCUCAACUGGAGGAUAGCCAACCGUCCCAAACCUAUAGACUUGCAUGUGCUGCUACUAGAGGACAUUAUCAUCCUGCUACAGAAACAAGAUGACAAGUACGUCCUCAAGUACUACAGCUCCACACUGAGUCCUGUCAUCAGGGUGUCCACGGUCAUCGUCAGGCCGAACGCUGUCGACAAGAAGGCGCUUUUUCUCGUCAACACAGCACAGAGUGGGGCCCAAAUAUACGACCUCGUAGCUAGUUCAAAUUCAGAGAAAAGACUGUGGUUCAAGCACAUAUCAGAUGCUGCCGAAGCUUACAAGACUAGGGAAGGAAAGCAUCGACGCCAGGACACCAGCACUCACGAAGACAACCAUGACAAAACCAAAGAAUCUGAGGAGUCGGGAGCCAGCAACAGUGAGUUGUUGUCGGCCCAGCGAGCAGACGACAACCAGAGUGACGCAGCAUCUCCGACACUCCUUGCCUCCAGUGAGACAACACCUCAAGCCUCUCCCUCCCCUCAGCAUCCUGACACGCCUGAACCUCCCUCCCGCAAGAGUGGUGAAGGACUGAGUCCCAGUCCGGUGCGCCGUGUUGCUGAACCUCUGCGCCAGACGACGGCGGAGAGUUGUCUCAUAGAACCUACGGAGGUGGUCAUCUGUCAGAGUCCCGUGCUCACAGCUGAGCCAGUCCUCACACCUUUAGAGAAACUGAGACGAACGGACGAGCGUAUACGGGAGUCGCUGGAGGAGAAGCGACACCUCGUGGCGGAGAUACUGCAUGUGCCACCAGCCGAGUAUGACACCAUCUCAGACAUGGCGGCCGAGCCUUCCCAUGACAAAGAGCCCCAGGAGAUACUACUGGCUCUGUCCAACCAAGCCAACAAGCUAACGUCAGUGAUUAACGAGUACCUGCAAGUGACAGAGGAGGAGGCAGUGACGGCCAGUAGAGCUGUGGAGGAGAGACAACGAUGUCACUUGCCCAGUGUUCCGGCACAUGUUCUGCAACAGAUCAGCUCACAGUUCAACUCUCAGUUGACUCUACUCAUGAGUGUUAUGAAGACACGAGAAGAGGAGAGAGUUAUGUUUCGACAUGAGAAUCAGAGGAGUAGAGAGCAAUUGCAUGCUGUCUAUGAGAGACAACCUGCGGCUACGUUAAAUACUUCCACGGACAACCGCUCUACGGAUAACCGACGAUCCAUGGACUUAGAACCUGUAGACAUUGGAGCUGCAUGUAUAGAGACUCAAAGCAUGCCACAAGAUGAAGCAGACAAGGAUCAGAAUUCAGCUAAAAUACCCACAACGCCGGAGGUGUUUGUUGAUGCCUUGUCAGGAGAGACGGAGGAGAGUGUCGCCCAGUGAUCACGUCGUGUCAGUGUACAGUACUGUUGAAGCCUUGCCCUAGUGCCUAGUGAUGUUACCAGACACUACCGUGGUGCUCAUUCCAGACAGUUCGGGACUAAAAUGUUACAGAUAAUCAAAGAGAUUUGUUAUUAUUUUGAUAAGUUUAUUCGAGUGUUGUUUGUCUCGUUUUUUAUUAUUGCGUUGUUCGAUCCUGGGUUUAAUUUAUUACGAGACGAGGUAUUGUAGAGUAGUCGUAAGAUGUUUCCUAUAUGCAUUUAUACAGUAUUGUCCCGGUGUGGAAGUUGGUGCUACUCGUGCCGAAGCUAGAGUCGACUUUGCGCUCGUCCCUUGCGGUUUUGGCUUGUUCUGUGAUAACGAGACGUUUAUUCAAUCGGCUUAGUCUAAAUAAUUUGCUAGCGUAUUUCCGGUGUUUCUUUUGGAAAAGGUUCGGAAGUGUUAUAUUUUUUACAUUUUAUUUGUUUUGUUGUUAAGACGAUUGUAAACAAAGGCCUAAAUCCAAAAGGAUUGUACAUAAUAGUUUUAUUAUAGAGCGCAAAGUUGUCUCUAGUGAUGAUCUGUGUUUGUAAUAUUUUUUUGUAUAAAAUACUUGUAUAUUUUGCCUGUAUUGUAUUGUUCGAGCACUACUGUUUUAAUAUUUUAUUUUUGUCACUUCUGAUAGAACUAGAUCUGUUACCCCCAUUGCGCUCUAGAAUUUAAUUUUUGCAGUAUUAUGUAUUGUUUUGUAAUUAUUGUCAUUUAAAUGAACCAGUUUUUAAAACAUUAAAAAGUACGAGCUUUAUAAAUUUAGAUUUAUUAAGGGAUUAAAAAAAUAUGCUUGAAUUAUUUGAUUGGCCAAACAUGCGCAUGGCUCAUUUAAUCUUUCUAAAGGCGUUUUGUUUUUAACAAAGUUUAUUCAGUUCUUUACAUGUAUACAUUUAUACAUAUUUUUUUACUUAUAAUAUUUUUUGUGUAUGAUAAAUUUAUUUUUUGAGCUAUUUAUUUUGUCAAUAGUAAUUGUAUGUUUAUUAUCUGUUCAAUCCCAAUACAUUAUGAAAGCUACAAAAUAAUAAAAAAAAAUGUUGACUAAGUUUUAAUUAUUUAUUUUAUAUAAAUCCUUGAUAAAUGUUUCUUGAAUGUAGGACAUUACAUUGUGGUAUUUGUAACCAAAGUAUGAUUUUUGUUGUAAAUAGGACAAUUUAAUGUACAAUAUUUAUACAGUCGGUAGGAGCAUUUACUCAUCCGAAGGCCUAUGAGAUCAUUGAUAUAGAAGCAUGCAUAUUAUUAUAACCCAGCUGACAUGCUACUGUAUAUUCUUGUAACACACAUGUAUUGUAUAUAGACUGAAUCACGUAAAAAUAAACACAUAUUGAUAUAUAAAUAACUAA
Molecule: messenger RNA, 6617 nt
Organism: Macrosteles quadrilineatus (aster leafhopper)
Lineage: Eukaryota; Metazoa; Arthropoda; Insecta; Hemiptera; Cicadellidae
Gene: RhoGEF2
Product: rho guanine nucleotide exchange factor 12
Exons: 37
Coding region: 361-5250 (1629 amino acids)
Biological process (GO): G protein-coupled receptor signaling pathway
Cellular component (GO): cytoplasm
Molecular function (GO): G protein-coupled receptor binding; guanyl-nucleotide exchange factor activity
Source: RefSeq, a predicted model, not a curated record